Molecule: messenger RNA, 1250 nt
Organism: Syngnathoides biaculeatus (alligator pipefish)
Lineage: Eukaryota; Metazoa; Chordata; Actinopteri; Syngnathiformes; Syngnathidae
Product: elongin-C
Exons: 4
Coding region: 157-495 (112 amino acids)
Biological process (GO): ubiquitin-dependent protein catabolic process
Cellular component (GO): elongin complex
Molecular function (GO): protein-macromolecule adaptor activity
Source: RefSeq, a predicted model, not a curated record
UUCACUGCUAGCGAAGCACCACGGAAUAUUUGAACUCACGUACACUAGGGGACUACUUCCUGUUAUCAACAUCCCGGCUGUUAAAGUUAGCCAAAGCACCACAGGCUUUGCUAUUCCAUAGUUAGCCGAAAAGUGGAAUAGACCUCCAGCAUCAGAAUGGACGGUGAAGAAAGGACCUAUGGUGGCUGUGAGGGACCAGAAGCAAUGUAUGUGAAGUUGAUUUCUUCAGAUGGCCACGAGUUCAUUGUGAAAAGAGAACAUGCACUGACAUCGGGUACUAUCAAGGCUAUGCUGAGUGGUCCAGGUCAGUUUGCUGAGAAUGAAACCAACGAAGUCAACUUCAGGGAGAUUCCCUCUCAUGUUCUCUCCAAGGUCUGCAUGUACUUCACCUACAAGGUCCGGUACACCAACAGUUCAACAGAAAUCCCCGAGUUCCCCAUCGCCCCCGAGAUUGCACUGGAACUGCUUAUGGCGGCUAACUUCCUAGAUUGCUAAAGUUACUGAAUCAAUGCAGUAGCCUAUAACACUUUUACAUGGUUAUGUCUAACUUGUUUUGCCAUAAAAUCAUGUGGAACUUUUUUUUGCAUCAGAAUACCAUUGUUUUCCGUAUUGAAGAAUUUAAUUUUAAUAUAAUGUUUGAAUAUGGCAGGCUGCGUUUAUUCUGAGAAUGUGACAAAUCCGUCUUCUACCCACCAUUUUCCCUCCCCCCGUCUUAGUAAAGAUCCCUUUGGACAGUGUCAAAUAUUUGUGUCCUCGUACUUGGAUGAUUUUUCAAACGUGCCACACGUGAGCGACUAAAAUCUGGCAUUUGAAUCGUGGACUCAAAUGUGUGAAAUUAACUUGUAUUGUCCAAGUUUGUCCAAAUUGUAUAUUAUAUUGAUUUAUGAUUUGAAAUUCGACAGCAUUAAGCAGAGCAAAGUAGUAGGCAACAUCCAUUUGGAAAUAAAAGUCCCACUCUUGAAAAAACACACCAGAAAAUUAUCAACAGUUAUAGGAACUAACAAAGUACAAAUACUUUAAUUUUCUAGUUAUCUAUACUUGAUUAUUUUUUAAUAAGUUUACUUCUUACAUUUGAAAAUGUAGGGUUGAGAGCUUGGGUUCUUAUGCCUAACCUUUUUUGAGCCAAGGCACAUAUUUUAUAUUUUCAAAAUAUCACAGCACACCAGCAAACAAAAGUGUCUCUGAUAAAUGGGUACACAGGACAAUUAUACACUUUCUGCCAUCAAAUAAAAGUAUUUGUUCUGUCUUCA